Harpegnathos saltator (Jerdon's jumping ant) is the source of this 5533-nucleotide messenger RNA. Its product is annotated as protein RUFY3. The transcript is spliced from 9 exons. Lineage: Eukaryota; Metazoa; Arthropoda; Insecta; Hymenoptera; Formicidae. Gene Ontology annotation, cellular component: cytoplasm. Gene Ontology annotation, molecular function: metal ion binding. The coding region runs from base 1123 to 2814 and encodes 563 amino acids. The record is from RefSeq and is a predicted model, not a curated record.
UAGCGUUUGUGUUGUAACUUUAUGGAAAUGUGCAGCGAACUUUGUAACGUCGAAAUAAAAUGUUGCAACUUGAAACGCGUCGUUCUCCGGCAGUUGAUUUCCGUGUAUCGAGAAAAUAAAUAAACAAAAGUGUAGAAAAUCCUCACGGCUCCAGAACUUCCAUCCAUAAGUCGUCGCACUGCUGAAACGCACUGCUGAAGCACUGCCGUACCGAUGGAGCAGCAUUGAAUGAUGGUGGCAGCACCACUUGGUAGCGCGCACACUUCGCGUCUUUAUUGAUUAUCGUAGAUGGAGACAAAGUCGGCGGGAAAAUCAAUAUUACAUUUCGCCGGCGCCCUCGCUAUUUUCGACGGGAAAUUUUGCUCGCUCGACGCUCGUACGAUUUCCAAGCUAUUUUCAGGAGUGUGCAUAUCGUCGAUCACGUGUCCUGUUCUGUGAACAAGUAAUCGCACAAUCGUUGAUAUUACGAUGUAGUCGCACUUGGUGCGCGUGUCAUCUCUUCUUUGCUCGAGCUUGAGAUUUUAUUUGCCGCUUUUCGCCGAACACCACAACUCUAUUGGAUCGUCCCUUACCUGAGGCGAUGACGCAUCUACUCGUCGUUGAUACAACACCGCAACAGCCACCGAGGUUGAACAUAUAAGUGAGGGAACGGGAAGAGACGGCAGAAUAAAGAACAUCAAGAUUUUUUUCUAUUUGCUGACAACGUAAGCUCCGACUACGCUAUAUAUCCUAGUGACUCAUCACUGCGACGCAAUUGUCAAUCAGCUGAUCGAUGCAAAAAGAGAAUAAUACUUCGGCGCACACAGCACGUAGCAAAUCUCGACUAUAACGCGGAAACAGUAGCAGACGCGCAGGCAACGACGAGUAUAUAUCGGAAGAACGAGUCGACGCGUAUUAUUCAUCAAUUAUCGACGAAGAAGUCAUCGCUGCAAGACGACAAGAAGAGCAUUCGAUAUUCGAGCCUGAGUUCUCAAGUCAGUCUGCGCAGUUGAAGACCGGGGAAACGAGAGUCUGUGCGAAGCUUCAGCAGCUGCGCUUGUGCGUACUGAACGACCAUCGCAGGAUAUCGCAUAAUCCCCGGGAUCGAUUGUGGGAUAGUGAAAGCGGAGGAAUUCGUCUUCUAUGCGGCAAGAAUCUCUGACCGGUUUGAAACUGCGGCCGCCGGGCGAUCACGGUGGUGUACAUCACGGCGGGGUCAUGCUCGAGGAAGACAUGGCUGGUGCUCAGGACACGAUAUACCUGUGCAAUUUCAGGGUGUCGGUAGAUGGCGAAUGGCUCUGUUUGAAGGAACUCCAGGAUGUCGAGUUCUCGCUGCAAGAUUCGAUGCAACGAUCACCGUCGCCGCCGCUCGCUCUCAGUGCACGGGACCCGGUGAUCAUCGAGAGAAGUAAUCUCGUUAACAUUUCCAAACUAAUCGUCAAGGAGCUGAUUGAAACAUCAUUGAAGUAUGGUCGCAUGCUCGAUUCCGAUCACAUGCCGUUGCAACAUUUCUUCAUCGUUCUCGAACAUGUUCUUAGGCAUGGUUUACGGCCGAAGAAGGGUCUUCUCGGACCUAAGAAGGAGCUCUGGGACAUUCUUCAGCUUGUAGAGAAAUAUUGUUCCGAAGCGCAAGACAUUACGUCCAGCAUUCGUGAUUUGCCUACUGUUAGGACGGCUAUGGGUAGGGCGCGCGCUUGGCUUCGUAUGGCGUUGAUGCAAAAAAAGUUAGCGGACUAUCUGAAAGUUCUGAUAGAUCAUAAGGAUGAUAUUUUGUCAGAGUACUUUGAGCCAGACGCUCUCAUGAUGAGCGAGGAGGCGAUCGUGGUGAUGGGUUUGUUGGUGGGAUUAAACGUGAUUGAUUGCAACUUCUGCGUAAAGGAAGAAGACCUCGAUUGCCAGCAGGGCGUAAUCGACUUUUCGUUGUAUCUACGUAACAGUAAUCAUAUACCCGGCGAAUCUCCAGACGACGAGCUCGAAAACGACAACAUGACCACCGUGCUCGAUCAAAAGAACUACAUCGAGGAGCUCAAUCGACACUUGAACGCAACGGUGACAAAUCUCCAAGCUAAAGUGGAAUCUCUAACAACAACGAAUGCUCUCAUGAAGGAAGAUCUUGCUAUUGCUAAGAAUAAUAUCCUAUCGCUUCAAGAGGAGAACAGGCAGCUAAAGAAGGAACUUGGUAUCGAGGUUAAAGAUGCGAAUGAGAACGGGAAGGCACCCCUUAAAAUAACAGAAACCACAGUGGAAAUGGAAGAACUCAGAAGUAGAUUAGAAUCUGAGAAGAAAUCUCGGCAAGAUCUGGAAAAAGAAUUGGAAUUGCAGAUUAGCAUGAAGUCCGAAAUGGAAGUAGCUAUGAAGUUGUUAGAGAAGGAUAUACACGAGAAGCAAGACACUAUAAUAUCUUUGAGACGACAACUGGACGAUAUCAAAUUAAUCAACUUGGAAAUGUACAAAAAGCUGCAGGAGUGUGAGCACGAGCUGACACAGAAGGGCGAGAUGGUGAGCCGUCUUCACGCGAAGACCAAUCAAAUCGGCAAGAUCCUUAACAAUCUCGAGAAGUACAAUCACCUGAUGAAGGACGGCGACGGCAUACGAAGCCCCACCACCCCGGGUGGCGUGUCUAAAUCGAUCCUUAAUAAGACUAGUCCCAUUUUCCCGAAGAGUUGCCCUCCGCCGGCGGAGAACAUGAUCGUCCGGCCGAUCGUCGAUCAUCAGCGCUCCCUCGACGAGCAGCAGCAGUCGAAAAGUCCCAUUGACAAAUUGAAACAGAGCCGCUCGAGCUCCGAAAUCUCUACGAACAACAGCUCGAUCGCCGAGCAAAACGCGAAGGAGUAAAAUGCCAUUCUCGUGCGAUUAAUUUCCCGAGACAUAUCUCGGAUAUAUCGCGGCUAUGCUCAGCUGUGUGUCGCGUACAUUUGCCUUUCUUUCUACACGCACGCUUUCUGCGGAGAGACGCGCGUGCAAAUUAUUUACUUAUUUCGCCGAGUUCUCACUUGCGUUCUUUCCUUACGCGAACGGUCUUACGCGUCUGACUUUCGUCGAAAGUGCCACGCUUGGAGAUUAACCGACGUUGAGUUGACGAGUCACGCAUGAUUAUGGUGGUGUAACGAAACGAUCAUCGGCGAAAAUUGUUGCGUUACGGACAGUAGCAUGUUUCUUUUUUAGCGAAAUACAUUAAUUUAUUCUUAGAGGAAAAGAGAAGUAACGGAAAGUAUAUUAUGUACAUUAUUUGGUAACACUAUAAAGUGUUUAAGCAUCGCGUUUACCUUGAUCAGUCCAACUUGCGAGAUCUGGUCCCUUGAUUCGGAAGUUUAAUCGAACGUUACGUUACAUCACAUUCGGAAUUUCUACGCAUGACUUGCAGAAUUGCAAGAUGCAGUUGAUAUGUACAUAAGUCAUUCUACUAAACUCGUACUAUCGUAUGCCUAACUAUCGUGGAAAUGAUUUUCAAGUCAAUAUGCAUAAUCUGUCGUAAUAUUCCAGGUUUGCUUAGAGAGUUUGCUUAGAGAUAAUCGUCUCUUUCGCUUGUACUCAAUAAGUAUUCGUUUCAGGAGUGCGAAGGCUCGCUUAAGCAUAAGACAGAACUGAUCACAAAGUUGGAAGCUAAAACACUAUCGAUGACUGACACCAUCCAGAAAAUGGAUGAGAAGUAUGUUUAUUUGUCUUUCAUUAGUGUUAAUUAACUUGUAAGUGCGAUCGGUCGCGCGUAUACUCGAGAUUAGAGACGACGUAGCCAUUAGCCAUAAUAACUGCACCCAUCGAAAAAAGUUUUGCCCUUGAUUACCUCGCGCUUUUAUACUCAGGCGUUGACGAGCCUUUUCUCCCCGCUCAGCGGCUUAUCUGAUAAAUUGCCAACGCAAUAAUUUUGCUGAUAAAUUGCCCUUAUUCCUGAUGUCGCGAAUUAUCGAGAAAUAAUUCGUACACGUGGGAUGAAAGGAAUGGGAUUAGUUUGAUCAAUACCGUAUGUCACCUGAUAGCGUAUUAAUACCACUGCAACAUGUCGGAACGCUGUUGCAAAAAAGAUAGAGACGACGGGGGAGCACCGAGAGAGGACGAAAGCUCACUUUCGCCUAACCCGUAUAAUAUUAUAAAUAAAUUUUUAUUACAAAGAAUCGGAAUAUCGCACAUCUUUUACGCGCAAUUGUAUCGUAUUUUUUAGUCAACGCGAUGGGACAUAUAAUUCAGCAACGGUCUAAACGGUGCAAAACUUUUCUUGAUGCAUGCAAGAAACGUUUCUCGUUACUUUUCCUUGUUUCGCAAACACUUACAUCCAACGAGAUCUUAUAUGCAUUGAGGGAAAAACAUAACAUUUUUAAGUUAUGUAGUUGAAUUUAUCGUAAGGAGAACAUCGGAACGUGAGUGUAAUAUUUACGUUCGUCGUCAGUAUGUAUGGAAGAUUUGACAACUGAAACGUCGAGCGUUCUUUAUCGCCGUGUGAUAUUACCGUUUCCUGAUGAUAACGCGCUAAUGACCUCUCCACAUUAUCGAACUUAGCAGGCAUUAUUUACGUACAAAUGUAGUUGUUGUGAUAAGACUUUUCUAUCAGCUGUCGUUAUACGGAGGUUUGCUGUGACAGCAAACGGCCGCGUAUCAAUGAUUAAAACGAAGCACGCACGCAGACAGAUGAGGGACAGCUCUAGCUAGAGAUGAUUUAUUUUUUACUUAGAUGUCGCGAGAAUGCGAUCGGGUUUAGAUAGGGUAGAUUAGUGAGAGAGCGAAAGAGAGAGAGAGAGAGAGAGAGAGAGAGAGAGAGAGAGAGAGAGAGAAGAGGAGAAAAAAGCGUGGUAACUUUAGGAGUUAAACGGACUCUUAUCGUCACGGGGAUAUUGGCAAACCCUCGCUAAAUAGCUACUCGAUAAGAUCACAUCAAGACGUAGCUAUUAAUAUUGUCGAGACAUAUUUUAAAGUCUUUCGCAAUAACCGGUAGAUUUAUACAUAAUAAUAACAUGAUAACUAUUAAUAAAUAAACCACUUUAACGACUAUGGGACUAUGGGACAGGAGAGAUAAUAUUAACAAAUAUAAUAUGAUCACAUCGGACCUCAUCUCGAUCGUUCGUUCGCGCAAAAGUGAGUUUCUCGUUGAACGUAGAAUGCUCGCCUGGCUAUCUGAACGCGUAGAACGUGAAUUUUCGUAUCUACUUGAAUCGAAACGAUUGUAUUUAAGGAACUGAUUAGCGAUCAUCCUCGUCACCGGAUCAUUCCUCUCCUAACUGAUUUGUGGAUCUCACAAUUUACACACGAAAUUAAGCCUCACGUCAAUUAAGUUAAUCGCAUUAUCGAUAUCUGUAAUCGACGUAUUAUCGUGUAAGACAUUUUUCGGAAUGAUCGUUUACUUCCGGCCGGAAGUAAUAUGUUCGGCGAUUAUUAAUUGAACGUGCCAUAUCCAUAUUACCGAUAUAUUUACACACAUGCACACACACACACACACACACACACACACACACACGUACGUACACAAUGUACUCGUAUAAGCCUCGCGCAGUGGACAUUAUAACGCACUCUGACACUACGUGUGCUUGUACCAACGCUACGAAAAUAAACUCAUGACAGAAAA